Molecule: messenger RNA, 1404 nt
Organism: Trichechus manatus latirostris (Florida manatee)
Lineage: Eukaryota; Metazoa; Chordata; Mammalia; Sirenia; Trichechidae
Gene: MRPL14
Product: mitochondrial ribosomal protein L14
Exons: 5
Coding region: 687-1256 (189 amino acids)
Biological process (GO): translation
Cellular component (GO): ribosome; mitochondrion
Molecular function (GO): structural constituent of ribosome
Source: RefSeq, a predicted model, not a curated record
GCAUAAGGUCACCAUGAGUCAGAAUUAACUCAACGGCAGCUGUCUCUCAGCCCCACAGAGUCUUAGAGGAUGCAGGAGUCCUUUAAACCCUAUCUUGCCCUGAUCCUAUUUUCAGGGAUUGUGACACUUAGACUCACCUAAGAUGGAUUUUCCUGUUGUUUGUGUUACUUGGAUAGUUCUUAUGGCUGUGUGGGGGCUUGGGAGGGUCUUGAUAAUCAGGUUAUGGUUUAGCCUUCCUUUUUAGAGGCUAGUGGCUUUUCUUGAGUUGAUUUUUAUAUAUAUGUUUUCAGUGACAGCCAUUGUGUGAGAGAGGACCCCAAAUAGGAUCUCAGAAACGUUGGCUGUGGAUCAGGUUAUGUGCUGUCUUAUUAAGAAAAAUGCCAGGAAGUUUAUUACUCACCAACAGAACACAACUCAGAGUAAGAAAGGCCUCCUCCUCAGAGACUUAAAAAUCAUCCAUGUGUCUAGAAAAGACUGGGAGCGCUUUUCACAUCCACUUUAAGCUGAAAAACACUUUCAAGGCUGAGUGAUCCUAAAGAGACACCUGUGGUGCUGCCCUGAGAAUCAGGGAGCUGUGCUGUUCUCACUGGCCAGGAUCUGGGAAACAAACUGCUGUUCCUGUAGGCCUGGUUCCCACAGGGUAGUUCAGAGAGGGACUCCCGACAUUAAAACGAUCCCUAACAUGAAUGAAGCUAAAGCCCUCUCAUUUUUGUGUCUGUCUUGCUCUUCCUAGGAAUCCCUGCUUGACAGAGUCAUUGAGGCCUGGAGAAGGAAGGGGAGCAUGGGGUUGGAGAAGGAUUUGCCAUCUUGGGAUCUCUAUGGCUUUCUGUCCUGGGCUCUGGGGCCCCCUCGCCCAUGUAAACAGAGCCCUCAGCCAGCGCUGCUUAAGCACCACUGGGAAUCUCAGUGCCAUUCAGAAGAUGACCCGGGUGCGUGUGGUGGACAACAGCGCCCUGGGGAACACCUCAUACCACCGCCCUCCUCGCUGCAUCCACGUCUAUACCAAGAAUGGGGUGGGCAAGGUGGGUGACCAGAUACUGCUGGCCAUCAGGGGACAGAAGAAAAAGGCGCUUAUUGUGGGGCAUCGCAUGCCUGGUGCCCGGAUGACCCCCAGGUUCGACUCCAACAACGUGGUCCUCAUUGAGGACAAUGGGAACCCUGUGGGGACCCGAAUUAAGAUACCCAUCCCCACCAGCCUACGCCAGAGGGAAGGCGAGUAUUCCAAGGUGCUGGCCAUUGCUCAGAACUUUGUGUGAGGAAAUCCCAGGCCUUGGGCUGCAGUGCGCUGGUGAAUGAAGCAGUUCUGAGAACCGCGCCUCCGCUGAGAGGGAACUUGGGGCCAGGUGGCUGCUCCCUUCACAUUGGGGUAACAGUGUCUUUUGAGAAAAUAAACCUUUUCAUGUA